GCAGACCAGGACCGGGGCAGACAGUAGUACAAGCAGCGGCAGCAGCAUCUACUCUGUUAACCGGAGGACGACUGUUCUGACUCCCUGAGGUUUGCUGCUGUUGUGCAGUGAAGUCCCGUCAGCUGAGCCUGUACCUCACCCGCUGGUACAUCUCUGAAAAUAUCCAGAGUAUUGUUUUUUUAUUUUUUUUUUAUUUUGAGGGACAUUUCCGUUUUUUUAAAAAAAAAAACAGAGUCUGCGGAGUCGUGAAGUCCGUUGUGUUAACCCCCCCUUUUUCCAGAGACGCACAAAAGACGCACUCUCAAGUCCACCUGGAUAGCUUGACAAAGCCGUCCGGUCAAGGUGCAGUGGAGAGAGACGGUGAGGAGAAGUUAGCGCACGGAAGGCAAAGAGCAAGAAAGAGAGGAGGACAGGAUGCAUCUCAAGAAGCAUUUGAUUUUCACCCUCUACACUAUUUAUGGGAUUCUUCUUAAAGUGAUGGCUUCAAAAGGCAAAGUUCGAGGCAUCAGCGGUCAGUACCCUCUGGUUCAAAAUAUGACGGUGACAGAGGGUGGGACGGCGAACCUGACCUGCCGUGUGGAGUACAAUGACAACACCUCCCUCCAGUGGUCAAACCCAGCACAGCAGACCCUCUUUUUCGGGGACAAGAAAGCUUUAAGGGACAACAGGAUCGAGCUGGUGCACGCAUCGUGGUCGGAGUUGACCAUCAGCAUCAGUGAUGUCACACUGUCUGAUGAGGGCAUGUACACCUGUUCUCUCUUCACCAUGCCUGUCAGAACAGCCAAAGCCUACCUGACGGUUCUAGGUGUGCCAGAGAAGCCGGAGAUCAAUGGCCUGACGAAGCCCGCAAUGGAGGGAGACCACAUCACUCUGACUUGCAUCACUCAGGGCAGCAAGCCCGCUGCCGACCUGCGCUGGUUCAGGAACGAAAAGGAGAUCAAAGGUGCCAAAGAGGUGAAUGCAAGCGGGAAGACAUUUACAGUACGGAGCUCUCUGCAGCUGCACGUGGACAGAAAUGAUGAUGGAGUGGCCUACACCUGCAAAGUGGACCAUGUGGCCCUCACACAGACACCACAGCAGGCCACUGAAGUACUGGAGGUCCACUAUGCUCCUCGUGUGGAGAUCUUCCACCCCCUUGACAUCCCUCAGGAGGGUCAAUACUUAAAGCUGGAGUGUGUGUCCAAAGGAAACCCUUCGCCGGAUCCUGUGAUGUGGACAAAGGACGGGGGUGAACUUCCUGACCUGGACAGGAUGAUUGUAGAGGGGAGGGAGCUCACCUUUACUUCACUCAACAAGACAGACAAUGGCACCUACCGCUGCGAAGCCAGCAACCACCUAGGGACCAGCAGUGCUGAAUAUGUCCUCUACGUCUAUGACGCCCCCACAACCCUGCCUCCAUCCACCACUCCCCCCCUACAUCCCAUCCCUCCAGAUUCUACUGCUCUAUUAGGCACCCACGCCUCAGACCCCACAGUCACUGGCAACAGAGAUCCAAACGCUGUGGGGCAGCACGGCACUGACCAUGCCUUGAUCGGAGGAGUGGUGGCUGUAGUGGUCUUUGUCACCUUGUGUUUAAUCAUUGUUCUGGGAAGAUACCUGGCCAGGCAUAAAGGAACAUACUUGACAAACGAGGCCAAAGGAGCAGACGAUGCACCCGACGCAGACACAGCUAUCAUCAACGCUGAGGGCAACCAUGCACACGCAGAGGAAAAGAAGGAAUACUUCAUUUAGACUGCAGAGGGAGCUGUGCCGCUCUCUUCUUCCCCUCCCCCUCUUUCGAUCUCUGUAUCUCUUUCUCUCUUUCUCUCUGUAUCCCCCUUUACUUCUCCAUCUCUGACCACUGCCCCCGUCGUGUCGAGGAACCCGUAGGCAGUCCACAGACAGAGGUUCCCCAAGUGUUUUCCUAUUAUAGCCUUCUGUUGAGCCCAUUUGUAUCAUUUAUCUCUUUUCUUUUAUUUCUUUCUUUCUUGUUUUUUUUUUAUUUGUUUGUUGUUUUGGCAGCCGGUGUUCACAGGCAGCUUGCCGGUGCUGCUGAAGUUGUCUGGUUUAUUCAUCCUUUACAUAAAUUCCUGGAAGUCUGUAUAUCUACCAUGACUGCUUCUUUACAUGGCCCCUUGUUCAUCCCCUCUCCCUGUUCCCAUCCAAGCAGACACCCAAACACAUACUAUAUUCCCUUUGUUCACACACACACACACACACACACUCACUCAUACACAUUCACUCAUAUACACACACACACGCAAACACGUAUCAUAUCUCACAUCAACACGGUGCCUAAAAAUACAGACGCCAUUGAACUUCUGUCAAUGCCUUCAUGUAUCGUCUGUCAGUAGCAAUGUAAAUGCUUCGUAGGUGGUUAACUGGACCAUCAUUUCAUUGCUUAGCUCACAGCUUUUGAUUAUGCAUUGCGUCUUUUUUUAUUUGAAUGAGAAAUCUUUGCUGUUUACGCCUUAUACGUGUAUAUCACACUGAAUAUGGUACUUUUAGAUGAUCCAACCCCCCCCCCCCCCCAACCUCAUCCCCUCUAAAUAGACUUGUAAUUAAACAGUUGACCCUUGUAAGAUAAGAAGAAGGUUUUGUGUAACACUGUAGCAAGGUUUGUCAGUAUAAUUUUCAUUAUUAUCUAGGGGUAAUAAAGGGUCGUGUGGUAUUGUUUAGAACAGAGAAUACACAAAGAUGCUAGAGGAAGCAUUGCAUCGAAUAAACUCAAUCAAGUAUAUAAAACCAUUUGCUAAACCUGCUGUUCCUAUGUACCUUCGUCUGUAUAUUCCUGCACUGUCCAGGCUGCAGUUUAGCAAAACACCAACACCUCUUUACAAUGUCCUCUUUCCAGUAGUUUGUGAUUCACAUAAAAGGUUCAGGUGUACAGAAAGACUCAGUCUCCUCUCUCUAAAAGUUGUAUAAAUUGUAUUGAAGUUAGUUUAGCUUUUCACUUUGGAUUAUUUUGUUUCUGUUUAUGUCACAUUGGAAUCAUUUUAAGGCUUUAGGACCCUGUGAAAUGUAAAACUAACCACCAGGUGUUGAUAUGGGGCAGAACAGGUUUUUAGUGUUAAAUCUUUCCUCAUUCUUUCAGUAAUGUCAUUUUGAUUGAUACCUCUUGUGAGUUUGAGGUCCAGGCAGCUUUCUACAGUGGUCUGUACACACAUUUCUGUUCAUUGACUGGCUCAUAGAUAACUAUUCGAUCACAGUAUUACUUAAUACGAACAGUCAGAACAUCAGUUGAACACAACAUUUCUGUUUUAGCAGUUUCUGAUGAUUUAGUUAAAGUGUAGUUAUCACCAACACGUGGCAAACGCCCACCGCUGAAGCUGCAUAACUGCUCCUCUUAAUUCCAUUUUGCCAGAGCCGCUCCCCAUGAACUGAAUAAAAUUUCCAUUUCAUGGGGUCUUCAAGCAAGGAAAAAAAAAAAAGAGAGAGAGAAAUAGUGUGCGAGUGCUGGGUCGUAGAUCUGCAGGGGCCUCCUUUCCAAAACUAAAAGCUGAAGAUAAAUAGAGAAGCACAAAAACUAGAUCGCCUUGGAAAUGAUUCUUCUAUUGAAUAUUGGGUGGUGGAAAGAUGACAAGGCUGUCUUUGAUUCAAUUCUGGAGGGAAAAAAAUACAGUGCAGUUCUUUUUGAAAAUGUAAACAAAAUCAUGUUUUUAUAUAUAAAAAAAUAAUAAUGUUUAUAAUAUUUUGGGUUUAAACGGUUCUAAACUCCCUGCUGUAUAUUGUGUCUGCUAAAAUGUGGUUGAUUGUGAAAAUUGCUGUUCAAUUCUGGAUUCCCAUAUUCCUUCAAAUUUGUAUAUUAGCCACCUUAUCUAUUUUUAUUAUUUUUAUUUUUAUUUCUUUUUCUCAUUGCAUAAUCCUUAGAAAACUUUAAAAGAAAUGCAUUUUGUUUUGGCACAAGGCAUGUAUAUAAUGUGUGAAAACUGAACUUUGGUAAUACACAUUAGCAUGUUUUUGUUUCUUGGUUCUUUUUCAUACUUAAUUUAUUUGAACUGAAGUUAUUUAAGAGAGAACCACAAUGAAAGGUUGUUUGUAACUUUUUUUCGGAGAAGGGUGGCUUCUUGUCUUUGUGGCGUGGUCUGAGGUGCUACAGAUCUGAAAGAUUUGGUGUUGUAGAAAAUGUAAUUAACAAAGAAAGGAAAUGAUAUAUGAAAAACAAUGGUGGAGUCCUGUAUGUUCAACUUUUUGUCAACAGAAAGAGAAAAAAAAAUGUGCAUCUGUCUUUACCAAAUCCUUAAAAUCCCAUUUGAAUCGAAUAUAAAUGCAUUAAAAGGAACAUUGCCUUCAUGUUGGAGGCAGGUUUUUCACACACAAAGACAGACAUAUCCCAGUAAACAACUUCUGCUUCUUUUUGUAUAUCUCUGUCAUUCAUCUCUCAUCACUUUGCAGGAAUCUGGCUGAUUUACUUUCCUGUGAAAGAGCGAUAAACACUGUGGCCUCUGGAACUAAAGACUUAAAGGCAAGGCACUAAUCUUCUGAGUGCGAGCAAAUUAUUACCAAGGGCAAUAAAAUAGUGGGCCCAGCUGUCUCUAAUUCGAUGGCCAAUUUACAACAUUAUGCAAAUAAGGUCAGCAAGUGAGGUCUUUCUCUGUGUGUGUGCUGUAACUCAAGCACCGCUGGGUGAAUCACAAGUUUGGAAUCAUUAGAAUGACAACGUCAGUUUUUGCCCAUCUCCUCAGAUGUAGAAAUUUAAGUUGCCUGUUACGUUUGAAAUAUGUUAAUUCCUUGUUUUAAAAAUGCAGAAGCCUCGCUACAGUCUGCAUAUUUUACUAUUUUAGUGCCCUUCAAUCAAUGCACUGCCAUUAACAGGUUUAACUUCAGCCUCGCCCACAAACCUUCAGUGUGUAGAGACUAAAGCAGUCAAGACUGGCUCUUGGUCUUUAGAAACCUUGUGUACCACAUGUGUGUAUAGAUACAUUUAUCACAGUCAUGUAAUGUCUUGUUCUUUUUUUUUUUGUUUGUUUACUUUUCUAUCCAAUUAUUUUCAUGUCUUAAAUCAGUGUCGGUGUCAAUCAAAUUUGCUGUUGCUUCACACGUGCGUCGCCGUAUCAUAAGAGGGCGGUCGAAUCGAUUUGCUGAUUCUGAAGUCGGAGAAACAGGCUGUUUUAUAUAAAAGGAGCAGUGUGUAAGGUUUCAGGUGCUCUAUUGGCAGAGUAUGGCAGACAAAUUGAAUAUAAUAUUCAUAACUAUGUUUUCAUUGGUUAUAAUCACAUGAAAAUAAGUACUGCUGUGUUUUUGUUUGCUUGGAAUGAGCUCAUUAUAUCGACAGUGGGAGUGGGUCCUCCACCAUGUUGAACUGUUUCUAAGUAACCCAGAAGAGACAAACCAAACACUGGCUCUUACGAGUUUCAUGGCCACAGUAGUUUCGCCUACACACAUGGAGGGGAAAGAGAAGGGGGAGGUGAGGGGUAUUCAGGCGGUUGCAAUCUGUAACUUCACCACUAGAUACCACUGAAUCCUACACACUGGUCCUUUACAUGAACUCAUAAAUAACCAGGCCAUUCCCUGAAUUAUGCACUCUGACUAAUUUGGUGGACAUUUCUUAGUAUAUGGUAAACUGUGUUUCGUUUUUUCUUUCUGAAAACCACGUGUAAAUAUUUGUUUUGACACAACAGUAAUGAGCUAAUUUGUUGCAAAUUGUCUUUUUGUGAUAGUUAGACAAGACCUGAAUCUUUUUUUUUUUUUUUUUAAUUGUUAUUCUAACAGCCUGGCACAUACCACCAUGCACUAUUUUGCUAUGAUAGAACCAACUGUAGCUUGGGGUCAGUUAUUAGUCAAUCUUUUUUCUGUUGUUGUUGUCGGUUGAAACUAAGCUUUAAACUUGUUGCCUCCUUGUUUUCCAACAUAUAUCAAUUCGGUUCAUAUCCACUAUAUCACGGGCCUCUAAUUUUAUCCUGGCAGCAACAAGACAGCCAUAGCGCUAACGUGGUCACAGAGCUAUUUUCAUUGGCACAAGUCCAUUUUUAAAAAUUUGUCUCCAUUCGGUUCAAACGUGCCAACUUUCUUUGACUGAAGGUAGAAGUGGUGCAGAGGUUAUGUGUUAUGGUCAUGCACUUCUGCACAAUUUUGAUCUUCAAGUUGGUGAUGGCACAUACUGACCUGUACAAAAAACAUUCAUGUAUGCAUUACUUUUGCUUCUUUCACUGUAAAUUGCUUUUUUUUUAUCACAGAUUUAUAGAAACAUAAAAUACAUUUUUUUAAUGUGAUUAAAGUGGUUUGUAGAAAUGAAUGGCUGAUUUCUAGCCGUAUUGUCAUUGACAGCCGCUUGACAAUUGUGUGAUCGUUCCCUUUCAGUUGAUUAAACACAUGUGUGUUACCUGUAUUAGGAAACAGACAGUUAUAUAAAAAACACAAUUUAUUAUACUACAAAGUUACUGUCGAUGUUGACUAAGUGCACUGAUAUCAAUAUUUUAUAAAAAAACAUAACAUCAUAUCACAAAAAUUCAGUGUAAAUAAUAAAUAAUCUAAAGUCAACUCAAAAAAGGGAACAUCACCACAUCCAUGGGGAGCUGUUUAUUUGUGCCUUGUGACUCUGCACCUCCGGUUUACUCCUUCAACCUCCUCCUGCCUGUCUGCUUCUUUUAAAGGGGGAUGAGACGAGCCGAUGUUAUUGGUAAUUACUGAAGCUCGUCCUAACUCCACCUGCUGAUACUGCAUUAUGUAUUCAUCCUGCUCGAGCCUUUUCAUCACGCUGUACUGCACCCUGCGGUCACAGAGCGUUGCAGUGAGUCGAGCACAUUUGGCCUGCGUUUGACCCCCGCCCAAGUUUGCGCUUGCAAUUGUCCCAGUUUUCAGGAAAUUAGAGGCCCACGUCAACUCGAAACUCUGAAUUUAAAAAGAGAUGAAUACGUUAAGUUUUGAUGGUUUUUUAUUCUCCACAGCAGCGAUGAUAGCAUGACAUGGCCCCGUCCAGUCCUGUCUCUCCUCCUCUGACCCUUCAUGUGUCUUUGCUGUACAGUUUGGCUUCAGUGCACUUCUUUGUUCCUCUGCAAUAUUGACACUAGAUCAAUCAGCCCAAUCUCCAUAUUAUCGGAAUGAUGACAGCAACAUGUGACACACUCGCAUUUUUUAUUUUUUUUAUUUUAUUAUUAUCAUUUUUUCAUUAUAUCUGAUUUUGUUUUGUUUUUUUGUUUUUUUUUGCAUCUCAGGAAUACUUCAUUUAGACUUCUGGAUUGUUUUUUGUCUUAAAACAGGGAUUUGUGAGCUCUCCCACUCUGCUAGUCCCUGAACGCUGACACCAUGUAUUUUGUUGAGUUUAAGGUUAUCACAAUGUUAAUAAAAACGAUUCAGUGAUUCUUCAGUAAUUCUGUCAUCUCGCUGUCAUUGGGAUAUUGGAGUUUUUUUUUUUUUUUUUUAUGAUCACUGACUUGAAAUACUGAUAUUUAGAAAUAUGCUGCAAAUAAUUCUGAGUUUCAAGAAUGAUAGAAGUUGUGUUUAUAC
This is a messenger RNA of Larimichthys crocea (large yellow croaker), 7425 nucleotides long. RefSeq names its product cell adhesion molecule 2a (gene cadm2a). Gene Ontology annotation, biological process: homophilic cell-cell adhesion. Lineage: Eukaryota; Metazoa; Chordata; Actinopteri; Sciaenidae. The record is from RefSeq and is a predicted model, not a curated record. The transcript has 11 exons. The coding region runs from base 415 to 1731 and encodes 438 amino acids.